UUUUCAUCAUACUACAUGACCCACUUCAAGUUUUGUUCCAUAUUUUUGUAAAUAUCCUUCCCAAUUCAUUUAAGAUAGUGAGAGAAGUGUGAAAUAUUAAUCUCACAAUCGCAAUUAAACAUGGAUAUGGCUGAAUAUUUCUUGAAUUUAGAAGGCAAUGGCAUUAAUCUUUUGAUAAUUACCCUAUUGAUCGCCAUCCCUCUCGUCUUCUUACUCAAAAAAUCUGAAGCUCCUCCACCACUCCCACCAGGCCCAAAUCCAUGGCCAAUCAUAGGCAACAUCAAUCAUCUCCUCACCCACAAACCUCUUCACAUCUCCUUAGCAAAUCUCGCCCAAACCCACGGCCCUAUCAUGCACAUCAAGCUCGGAACACAGCACCUCAUCGUCGGAUCCUCCCCGGCCGCCGCCGCCGAAAUCCUCAAGGCCAACGACCGCCACCUCUCGGGGCGGUUCGUCCCCCACGCCGUGCCCAGAACGCCGGCCCAGAUCGACACCGUGUCGUUCUGGGCCGACUCCACCAGCCACCACUGGAAGAGCCUCCGCGCACUCUGCCGCGCGGAGAUCUUCGCGGCUGCGGCGCUGGAUCGGAGUGGCCGCGCGAGGGAGGAGAAGGCGGCGGAGCUGGUGGCGGAGAUGAGGCUGAAGCGAGGUGUGGUGAAUGUGGGGGAGAUGGUUUGGGCGACGGUGGUUAAUAUGUUUAGCAAUGUUUAUUUUUCGAGAGAUUUGGUGGUUGGGUUUGGGGAGAAUCCGAUGGCUGAUGUUUUGAAAGGGAUCGGUGAAGCGUUCGAUGCUAAGGAUUUGUCGGAUUUGUACCCGUUUUUGAGGGUGUUAGAUCCUCGGGGUUUGCGAAGGAAAUAUAUGGAAUGUUCGAAGAGGAUGUGGGGAAUAUGGGAGCCUAUUGUUAGGGAGAGGAGAGUCUCGGAAUUGAAGCACCGUGAUUUUUUGGACACACUUAUUUCCAGAGGUUUUGGUGAUGAUCAAAUUAAUCACUUGUUAGAGGAUCUGUUCUCAGGCGGUAUACACACAACAAGUUUAACCAUCAUCGAAACAAUAACGGAGCUUCUCACAUCACCACAUUCCAUAGCUACACUCAGACAAGAACUGGACGCUGCAUUCGGCGGUCAAGAUUCACUCACUACAAUAGCCUCCAAAAUCGACAAUCUACCAUACCUCCAAGCCUGUAUUAAGGAGACGUUGAGGUUGCAUCCUCCGGCCCCGUUGAUGCUCACCCACCGCGCCUACACGGCCUGUCUCGUCAUGAACUAUACCGUCCCACGCGGCGCCCAGGUUCUCAUCAAUGUGUGGGCGAUUGGGCGCGAUCCGACACUAUGGGACGACCCUCUGCACUACCAACCAGAGAGGUUUCUUGGCUCGCCCAUCGACUUUAAAGGGAACAAUUUCGAGUUUCUUCCGUUCGGAUCGGGGAGGAGAAUUUGCCCCGGAAUUAGCAUGGCUACCAAGAUUGUUGCACUAGAGGUGGCGACGUUGGUUUAUUUUUUUGAUUGGUCAGCUCCGGUGACUAAUGGACCGUUACUUAUCACUCCUAGAGUAAGAAAGUGAAGUUUUUACCAAUCACAAUAUGAUGAUAAAAUUGUGUAUGCAUGUAUAAUGACCAUAGUUGUCGCAACUCACUCAAUAUCAUAAUAUGUUUUACUAGUAAAUUUUAUAGUAUUAUUAAUAAAGAGGACAUGUUGCUAGUUCGUUUAU
This is a messenger RNA of Salvia hispanica, 1707 nucleotides long. Its product is annotated as (S)-N-methylcoclaurine 3'-hydroxylase-like protein. Lineage: Eukaryota; Viridiplantae; Streptophyta; Magnoliopsida; Lamiales; Lamiaceae. The record is from RefSeq and is a predicted model, not a curated record. Gene Ontology annotation, molecular function: iron ion binding; oxidoreductase activity, acting on paired donors, with incorporation or reduction of molecular oxygen; monooxygenase activity.